UGGCCUUUGGUGGGUUGGGGCUUUGCCUUCCCAGUCCUCAAAAUCUCAUCAGCCUCCUGCACCGUACCCCCCAAGGCAGCGCAGACAGCCGAGCCAGCCCAAGCCAAAAAUUUCAACGAGGAAAUCCAGUUGAUUUUCGGUGCCUUCUUCCCACGACUGCGAGUUCUCCCGGAGCACCCGCACCCAGAAAUCGCCAUCCGCAAAGACUGUCAGUCACGUUUGCCUGAACCACAACCGCGGCUUCGUGACACUCCCGCCCUCCGACCUACCCGUAGUGACAGAGCCCUGACUCUUCCCCCGGUUCUCGAUUGGAGUUCUUCACCGACACCAUCAAAGCCCGCCCUCCCGGCUCCUGAGCCAAGACCGUGAGACUUUCGCGACGACUGCCAAGCGACUCGUACACUCCUCGAGACGCAGCUCUCGCCUUUGAGGCGCACACUUCGAGCUCCCCUCACAAAGACCGCUUUUCCACCUUCCGAGGUAUAAUAAGUCAAGAUGGUCAAGGAAACAAAACUUUACGAUGUGCUGGGGGUUGCCCCAACUGCCACAGAGCAGGAGUUGAAGAAGGCCUACAAGACAGGUGCCCUGAAGUACCACCCUGACAAGAACGCCCACAACCCGGCGGCUGAGGACAAGUUCAAGGAGAUUUCGCAUGCGUACGAGGUCCUGAGCGACGCGCAGAAGCGCUCGGUCUAUGACCAAUACGGAGAGGCCGGGCUUGAGGGUGGUGCCGGCGGCGGCGGCAUGGCCGCCGAGGAUCUGUUUGCGCAGUUCUUCGGCGGCGGCGGCGGCGGCUUCGGCGGCGGUCUUGGCGGCAUGUUUGGCGGUGGCGGCGCGAGUCGCGGCCCGCCCAAAGCCCGCACCAUCCACCACACGCACAAAGUCUCAUUGGAGGACAUCUACCGCGGCAAGAUCUCCAAGUUGGCUCUGCAGCGCUCCAUCAUCUGCAAUAAGUGCGAAGGCCGCGGUGGCAAGGAGGGCGCCGUGCGUCGCUGCCACGGCUGUGACGGCCACGGUGUGAAGCACAUGAUGCGCCAGAUGGGCCCCAUGAUCCAGCGCUUCCAGACCGCCUGCCCCGACUGCAAUGGCGAGGGUGAGAUCAUCAACCAGAAGGAUCGGUGCAAGCAGUGCAACGGCAAGAAGACGGUGGUUGACCGCAAGGUUCUGCACGUCCAUGUCGAUCGUGGUGUUAAGAGCGGAACCCGCAUCGAUUUCAAGGGCGAGGGCGACCAGGCCCCUGGAAUCCAGGCUGGCGACGUCGUUUUCGAGAUCGAGCAGAAGCCCCACCCGCGCUUCGUCCGCAAAGAAGACGACCUGUUUUACAGCUGCGAGAUUGAGCUCGUCACCGCACUUGCUGGUGGCACUAUAUAUGUCGAGCAUCUCGACGAUAGAUGGCUAAGCGUCGACGUGCUCCCUGGCGAGGCAAUCCAUCCUAAUGCCGUCAAGAUGGUUCGUGGACAGGGAAUGCCUUCGUUCCGCCAUCACGACUUCGGGAAUCUGUACAUCCAGUUCACCGUCAAGUUUCCUGAGAAAAACUGGACGGACAAGGCCGAGGACUUCGAGGCGCUGCGCAAGAUUCUGCCCUCGCCGGCAGUCCAGAACGUCCCACCGGCCGACGCCAUGACUGAGCCCGCGGAUCUGGAGGAUAGCGAUACCCAGGCGGGCGGCAGGGCCUUUGGCGGCGCCACGGCUGAUGAUGACGACGACGAGGAAGGCCACCAGCACGGCGAGAGAGUCCAGUGUGCUUCGCAGUAAACUGCCAAUCACUUGUUCUAAGAACUCUCGAGCUGUAUACACGAGCCCGAUGAUACCUAGGGAAGUCGCUUCCCUGCUUGCCGCAUUCGCGGGAAACAGGAAGUGACGACAGCAAGUUGGCGUCACGACAGACGAUGCGACUUGACACGCAAGGCCACGACACAGUAGUACAGCGUCCCGGCCUGUCAAGCUUGCAAUGUCUAUCAGGCAUACCGACAAGCACCGCAGGGACCAUGUCUGCGUUGGGCUUGUAUGAAUCACUGAUCACGACUGGGGUGGGUAAUUUUGGGUUGGACCGGGUUUGAUUCCUAGCGACCUGUAAAACCCAUGGGAGCGCCAUAGCCGCGCACACUUUGGCAUAAGUCCCGCUAAGGAGGCUUGUUUUCUUCUUUUUUCCACUUCGGUUUCUUCGGUCUCCUUCGUCGUCUCGUAAACUUUUUUUUUCUGUUCAUCUGGCUGGCGGCGUUAAGAGGCAUAGAGAGAGAAGACAUUCGAGGCAUCUGCUUCCUUUUACUAAUCUUGCUGUUGCGUGAGACGCCAUCACGGCAGAGGUUGGUGCACGCCUACGCUUCGCGUACUUAAUCUCAGGGAACAUGAACUUUUGCUGUUUAUUGGUAUUAUUUGCUUCGA
This is a messenger RNA of Gaeumannomyces tritici R3-111a-1, 2385 nucleotides long. RefSeq names its product chaperone dnaJ 2. Gene Ontology annotation, cellular component: nucleus; cytoplasm; cytosol. Gene Ontology annotation, biological process: response to heat; protein refolding. Gene Ontology annotation, molecular function: Hsp70 protein binding; ATP binding. The record is from RefSeq and is a predicted model, not a curated record. Bases 496 to 1755 code for a protein of 419 amino acids. NCBI's taxonomy places the organism in Eukaryota, Fungi, Ascomycota, Sordariomycetes, Magnaporthales, Magnaporthaceae. The transcript is spliced from 5 exons.